CAGCGAGUCAAAGAGAAAGGCAAUAAAGGGAGGCAGGGGCUGCACUUUGCCGACGAGCAUCUCUGCCGUCCUGCUAUAAGACUAUACAGUGUUCACUGCCGCCCCGGAUCUGCGAACAUACACACAGGGACUUCUCUGGAGAGAAAAAAAAGGGCUGAGUUCAUCAAUGUAACUCCGCUCAGUCAGUCCGAAACUGCGCCGUUUACCUGGAUAAGUCCAUCGCGAGGAGAAGCUUGGACAGAGAGAGAGAGAGAGAGAGAAGAAGAAGACAAGAGACAGGCGAGUGGAGUGUCGACGUAAUACAAAACAACCGUGAAGGAAACGAGAAGAAUAUGAUUGCCAAGCAGCACUUGAUCUUCAUCCUCUACAGCCUCUGUGCGAGCGUCUUUAAAGUGGCUGGGACAAAAAGCAAAGCGAAAGGUAGCCAAGGUCAGUUCCCCAUAACUCAGAAUGUGACGGUGGUGGAGGGGGGCGCAGCCAACAUGACCUGUCGUGUGGAUUACAAUGAUAACACUUCCCUCCAGUGGUCAAACCCUGCACAACAGACCCUAUUCUUUGGGGACAAGAAAGCUCUGAGGGACAACAGAAUCGAGCUGGUGCGAGCCUCGUCGCAGGAGCUCACCAUCAGAAUCGGUGACGUCAGCCUGUCAGACGAGGGCCAGUACACCUGCUCGCUCUUCACCAUGCCUGUCAAGACCACCAAGGCCUUCCUCACUGUGCUGGGAGUGCCAGGACGACCAGAGAUCACAGGAUUCACCAAGCCUGCCAUGGAGGGGGACGUAAUCACCCUGAUGUGCAGCACACCGGGCAGCAAACCAGCUGCCAAUAUCCGGUGGUUCCGAAAUGACAAGGAGGUCCAAGGCACUAAGGAGCUGAAUGCCACAGGAAAAUCCUUCACAGUGAGGAGUAGCCUCCAAUUCCAGGUGGACAGACGGGACGAUGGCGUCGCCUACACCUGCAGCGUGGAGCAUGUGUCCCUGUCCAACCCCUACAUGACAACCGAGGUCCUGGAGGUCCACUAUGCUCCCCACCUGGAGAUCACACAUUCACUGAUUAUUCCACAGGAAGGGCAAUACUUAAAAUUGGAGUGUGUGUCCAUAGGCAACCCAAUACCUGAACCGGUGCUGUGGUCUAAAGAUGGAGGAGAGCUGCCAGACAUUGAGCGUAUGAUUGUGGAGGGCAGGGAACUAACCAUCACCACACUAAAUAAAACAGACAAUGGCACAUACCGCUGCGAGGCCAGUAACCACCUGGGGACCAGCAGUGCUGAAUAUAUACUUUUUGUAUACGCCAAAGACUUUCCAGGGCCUACAACAGAUCCUAAUGCUCUAGGACAACAUGGACCUGACCACGCUUUAAUCGGCGGUGUUGUUGCAGUCGUAGUCUUCAUCACCUUGUGUCUGAUAAUAGUUCUUGGACGAUAUCUGGCCAGACAUAAAGGGACGUACCUAACACAUGAGGCCAAAGGAGCAGAGGAUGCCCCAGAUGCAGACACAGCCAUCAUCAAUGCUGAGGGAAACCACGUUCAUGCAGAGGAAAAGAAAGAGUACUUCAUUUAGACUUCUGUUACUCUUUUCUUUUAUUCCGUUUCAUGACAGUUUUUGACAGCAGACAUGCAAUUUUAAGCUGCCUCUGCAUCACAACAUGUGCUGUUUUACUUUACUUAUUAUUCUUUUGUCUUCUCCAGAAAGCUCAUGCUUGGAUAUGCUUGUUUUUCAAAGCAUUCGCUGAUAAUUCUCCUUUUGUAACCAAUGUAAACCAUGUACAAUUGGAUUAUUUUCCUUUCAGUUUUACGGUGCCUAAAUGCUGUUUCUUUUUCUGCAUUUCUUUCAUCGCUUGCAUUAGCUUUUUUUCUCUACCAUCUUACUGUACCUGUUAUACAACUUUUUGCUGAUUUUUUUGUAUUUUAUUCUGAAGCAACAAGAAAUGGGCUUCAACUGAAGUUUGAGUCAAGUCUUAGCUUUCCAAAAUGUUUUGCUUUAAGAGUAGAAUAUGUAAAAUACAUCAAUUUGAUCAAACAAACAGGAUUAAAUAGUGGUUUUGGAUGUUGCCUGGAGCUUACCCCACCACAGCCAUACUGUAUACAUUAAAAAAAAAAAGUCAUAAAACUGACCAGACACUUUGACAAAACAAAACAUAACUGAAGCACAAUCUGUGUGAUUGUCUCUAGAUGAAAUCAACUCCCUCUCAGCACUGUCCGUAUAUUUCUGCAUUGAUUUACGGUACCUUUCAGUUUUUGCUCGUGCCGUUGAUUUGUACCAACAGAGAACAAGUUAGAAAAUUAAAAGCACAAAGUCUGAGGACUAACACGGAGGGAAAACACAUCAACUGUUUCUUGUCUCAGGAUUCAAUAUGAGUCUAGAUGGAGAGAUGGUGUCAGACACGUGAUGAAGAUUUCAGUACACUUGCAGUUAACGUCAUGGAUGAGGAACUUUCAUUUUGGUUGGCGAUUUGACGUAAGGUCCAAACUGAGUGAGUGGAACCUUCCGGGGGUUCAUUAUUCAUGUUGAAUUUUAUUGAACAACUAUGCUCAAUGUGUGGAUAUUGCUGUAAAAUACUUUGCUAACGUGAAUAUUGGUGAACAAUACUGUUGAAUCUUGGGAUCCCUGACAUAUUACUAUUUGUAUAUUAGAAUAUAUAUUAUUUAAAGUAUUCCACAAGUCUUAUAUUUGUUUUCCAUUUAUCUAAUGAGAGGUUGUUUUGCCAGGCGGCAUGUAAAUAUUGUGUAAGUAUUCAAUUUUAGUCAAAGAUAAAACACUGGUUUUAGCUUUUCAUUUCAGGUCUUAUCUGUUCCCAUCACUUUGAAGAGAUCCUUUUCACAUUUUUGAAGAUUUUUUCAAACAGGGAUUCUAAUAAAUUGCUUAAAAUGUAAAAAAAAAAAAAAAAAACUGGUCAAAAUAUAUGUAUUUAUUAUUAUGAUUGAUUGACAUUUAUUAUAUAAUACUAUAUUGAUUGAUAUUAUUGCUGUUAUUACUAAAGUAGUUGUCUGACAUUAACCUAUCCAUUUUUAAUUCUAUCACUUAUCAUAAAAAAACAAUACAAGGAUCACCGUUAUGGCCUUUGAGUUUGCUGCAAACAGUACUAAUGACAUGUUGAGGCAUUGGUGAAUCAGACAUGCCCUCACUGUAUAUAGUCACUGUAUCAAAGACAUUGAACCACAUUGCCAAUGCUCAUACAUGUUAUUUUGUUAGUUCAGUAUGAUGCUAUAAAUAACUCAUUUUGUACAAAGUUUUAAUCGCUGUAAUUAAUUUGCUUUUUAUGGGGGAUGUGUGAGGUUUGCUUUUCUCUCAGUAUUGAAUGUUCAUUUUUCAACUUUACCACUGUAAAAAAAAAAAGGAAAAAGAGAGACUAAGUGCGGAUUAAAAUAUGAACAACUUGAAAACUG
Sander lucioperca (pikeperch) is the source of this 3385-nucleotide messenger RNA. RefSeq names its product cell adhesion molecule 2b (gene cadm2b). The coding region runs from base 333 to 1559 and encodes 408 amino acids. The transcript is spliced from 11 exons. The record is from RefSeq and is a predicted model, not a curated record. Lineage: Eukaryota; Metazoa; Chordata; Actinopteri; Perciformes; Percidae.